This is a messenger RNA of Pseudomyrmex gracilis, 13038 nucleotides long. RefSeq names its product kinesin-like protein KIF13A (gene Khc-73). NCBI's taxonomy places the organism in Eukaryota, Metazoa, Arthropoda, Insecta, Hymenoptera, Formicidae. The transcript has 29 exons. Gene Ontology annotation, molecular function: ATP hydrolysis activity; ATP binding; microtubule binding. Gene Ontology annotation, biological process: cytoskeleton-dependent intracellular transport; microtubule-based movement. Gene Ontology annotation, cellular component: kinesin complex; microtubule. The record is from RefSeq and is a predicted model, not a curated record. Bases 95 to 5926 code for a protein of 1943 amino acids.
UGUGGUGCGGUGUGGUGUGUGCGUGCGUGCGUGCGUGCGUGUUGUCUGUGAUAUACCACGAAGUAAGCGCGGUUUUACCGGGUGUGCAAAAGUCAUGGCUUCGGAUAAAAUAAAGGUCGCCGUACGAGUACGGCCGUUCAAUCGCAGAGAGCUGGAACUCGGUACGCAAUGCGUCGUCGAGAUGACGGGGCAACAAACCAUCCUGCAGCAUCCCACGACGAUGGACAAGAUUGAUCGAAACAAACCGAAGACAUUUGCCUUCGAUCACUGCUUCUACUCUCUGGAUCCCAGCGUGGACAAUUUCGCGAGUCAGGAUGUCGUUUUCGACGCCUUGGGUCGUGAUAUUCUGGACAAUGCGUUUCAGGGUUACAACGCUUGUAUAUUCGCCUACGGACAAACCGGCUCCGGGAAGUCUUACACGAUGAUGGGGAGCGGCGACAACAAAGGGAUAAUACCGCGAUUGUGCGACAAUCUCUUCGACAUGAUAGCGAAACAACAGAGUUCCGAGCUCACGUACAAGGUCGAGGUGUCGUAUAUGGAGAUCUACAACGAGAAGGUGCACGAUCUCCUGGACCCGAAGCCGAACAAGCAAUCGCUCAAAGUCAGGGAGCACAAUGUUCUGGGGCCUUACGUGGACGGGCUCAGCCAAUUGGCGGUCACUUCGUUCCAGGACAUUGACAAUCUCAUGACGGAAGGCAACAAGUCGCGAACGGUCGCGGCGACGAACAUGAAUUCCGAGAGCUCCCGUUCGCACGCCGUAUUCUCGGUGAUCCUCACGCAAACGCUGACGGAUUCGAAGAGCGGGGUCAGCGGGGAGAAAGUCUCGCGAAUGAGCCUGGUGGAUCUGGCCGGGAGCGAAAGGGCUGUGAAAACUGGAGCGGUGGGCGAUAGACUUAAAGAAGGAAGCAAUAUUAACAAGUCCCUAACGACGUUGGGUCUAGUCAUUUCGAAGUUGGCGGAUCAGAACUCCGCCAACAACAAGAAGAAGGACAACUUCGUGCCGUAUCGAGAUUCUGUCCUCACGUGGCUCCUGAAGGACAAUCUUGGCGGCAACAGCAAAACCGUCAUGGUGGCGACCAUAUCGCCGGCCGCCGAUAAUUACGAGGAAACGCUAUCGACGCUCCGAUACGCCGACAGAGCGAAGAGGAUAGUCAAUCACGCUAUCGUCAACGAGGAUCCAAACGCCAGGAUUAUUCGCGAGCUCCGACAGGAGGUCGAGACGCUGAAGGAGAUGUUGUUGCACGCCACGGGUUCGAUACUCGGACAACAGCGCACGGACAUCACGGAGAAGCUGUCGGAAUCGGAGCGGCUGAUGAAGGAGAUGUCGCAGACGUGGGAGGAGAAGCUGGUUAAGACCGAGCGACUGCAGCACGAGCGGCAGCAGGCUCUGGAGAAGAUGGGGAUAAGCGUGCAGGCGUCCGGUAUCCAGGUGGAGAAAAACAAAUACUACUUGGUGAAUCUGAACGACGAUCCAAGUUUGAACGAGUUGUUGGUGUACUAUCUCAAGGAGAGGACACUUGUGGGCGGCCGUUCGGCCAAAACGGAACAAGAUAUUCAGCUUCACGGCUUGGGCAUACUGCCGGAACAUUGCGUUAUCACGAUAGAGGAGUCAGGCCUAUACAUGACACCGCUGAACGGUGCCCGUUGUUUCGUAAACGGCACCCAAGUUGUUGACAAGACUCUUCUUCAGCACGGGGACCGAAUCGUUUGGGGAAAUCAUCACUUCUUCCGAGUGAAUUGUCCGAGAAGCGCGACAGCGAUCAACAGCGAGCCGCAAACUCCCGCUCAAAAUAUCGACUACAACUUCGCCAGAGAGGAGCUCAUGCUGAAUGAACUUUCGAACGAUCCGAUUCAGAGAGCCAUUGCGAGACUGGAAAAGCAGCACGAGGAAGACAAGCAGGUCGCGCUUGAGAAGCAGAGGCAGGAGUACGAACGGCAGUUUCAACAACUGCGCAACAUACUAUCUCCCUCUACGCCGUAUUCACCUUACGUCCCGUACGAUCCUCUGAGAGGUAGUCAAAGCGGAAAGCUGCCGGCUUGCACGCCCACGACGCAAAUGCGCGUCGAGAAGUGGGCGCAGGAACGGGACGAGAUGUUCAAGCGGAGUUUAGGUCAAUUAAAGACGGAUAUUUUAAAAGCCAAUGCGUUAGUACAAGAGGCCAAUGUCCUCGCGGAGGAGAUGGGCAAACAGACGAAGUUUAGCGUCACGCUCCAAAUUCCUCCGAAUAAUCUAAGUCCGAAUAGGAAGAGUGUAUUUUUUCAGCGGGGCGCGUUUGUCAGCGAACCCGCGAUUUUAGUGAAGAGAACGAACAUGGGGAGUCAAGUGUGGUCCAUGGAAAAACUAGAAAAUAAGUUAGUUGAUAUGCGAGAUAUGUACGAGGAACGGAAGGAUCCUCACAAUUGUCAGCGGUUACCUACGAUUAAGGACGAAUUGCCAGGAAAAACGCAAGACCCGUUCUACGAAUCCCAGGAGAAUCACAAUCUUAUCGGCGUUGCAAAUAUUUUCUUAGAAGUGCUAUUUCACGACGUACGAUUAGAUUAUCACACGCCAAUUAUUAGUCAGCAGGGUGAGGUCGCUGGUCGACUGCAGGUCGAGAUAAGUCGCAUAUCCGGACAGUUUCCACAGGAUCGAAUCUGCGAGGCCGCCUCGGAAUCCUCGACGGACUCGAACUCGUCCUCCGAACUGGACGACUACUCGGGCGGAUCCAGUCACAUCACCUGCCGCGUUACGAUAAAACAGGCAACCGGUUUACCGCUCUCGUUGAGCCAUUUCGUAUUCUGUCAGUAUAUGUUUUGGGGCCACCCAGAACCCAUAGUGGUUCCGCCUAUGGUGAAUCCGGAGUUGCCCAAUUCGAAUUGUAUCGCUGGACAGAGAGACUCGUUGGCGUUUAAGUUCGAUCACACGAAGGACUUCACUGUACCCAUUACGGAAGAGUUCAUGGAACACGCUGCCGAAGGAGCGUUGAGUAUAGAGGUCUGGGGCCAUCGUAGCGCGGGUUUCUCACGCAGCAAACCCGGAUGGGAAGUGGAACAACAACAACUGGCAAAAGCUAGGUCGCUCGCUGAUCGAUGGUCAGAGUUAACGAGAAAGAUCGAAUUAUGGGUGGAGAUACAAGAGCUUAACGAGCAGGGCGAAUACGCGCCCGUUGAAGUUACAGUGAAGCAAGACAAGCGACAGAAAGAUAAACAAGACACGUACACAGGAGGCACUUACCAACUUCGACAAGGUCAGCAACGUCGGAUACAAGUCCGAGUGAAACCAGUACAAAAUUCCGGAACCUUACCGAUCAUCUGCCAAUCUAUAUUAAAUAUAACCGUCGGAAGCGUGAUCGUACGGGCACAAUAUCAACCGCCAUUAGACAGCUAUCAGGACGAAGACUUGACUAUAUUGAGAGACAAGUGGAGCGACGCUCUGAUGAGGAGAAGACAGUAUCUCGAUCAGCAGAUUCAAAAACUCAUUAAUAAACAAGAUAAAACGGAACAGGAUAUAGAGCGAGAACAAAGUCUCGUGGAUCAGUGGGUCAGUCUAACCGAGGAGCGGAACGCCGUUUUAGUUCCCGCAGCGGGCUCGGGUAUUCCCGGUGCUCCCGCCGAUUGGACUCCUCCUCCAGGAAUGGAACCUCACAUCCCUGUGUUGUUUCUCGAUCUCAAUGCUGAUGAUCUCUCAACGCAUCAAUCGGGAGAGGAAGUCUCAGUGUCGGGACUGAAUUCGAUCUUGCCUAAGGAACACGGCAACAAGUUUUAUAAUUUACCGAUCAUUAAGCACCUGGAGAAAGACGUGUGCGCCAUCGCUGCUUGGGAUUCGAGUAUACACGACAACAUACAUCUCAAUAAAGUGACAGAUGCGAACGAGAGAAUAUUUCUAAUCCUGAAGACAACCGUUCGACUGUCGCAUCCGGCGCCGAUGGAUCUCGUGCUGCGCAAGAGAUUGGCUCUGAACAUCUACAAGAGACAAAGCAUAACGGACAGAAUUUUCAAGAGAAUCGUUCUGCGAACCGACUGCCUGACGCAAACCGGUGUCACUUACGAGGUGGUUUCCAACAUACCAAAGGCGAGCGAGGAGUUGGAGGAUCGCGAGAGCUUAGCACAAAUCGCUGCCAGCGGAGAGGAUAACAGUUUAUGCGACGGAGAAACUUACAUAGAGAAAUACACUCGCGGCGUGUCCGCUGUCGAAAGUAUAUUGACGUUAGAUCGAUUACGCCAAAGCGUAGCUGUGAAAGAAUUGUUACAAGCACAAGGUCAACCACUGAUGCGCAAGACUGCAAGUGUUCCAAACUUCUCGCAGAUAAUGAGAUUCGAUACAUCAAUGGACUCGUUGAAUGUCACUCGUUCGGAAAGCGUGACAGAUCUCAACACGGAAAUAAACGGUCUGCCACUUCCGCGACGCGCGUCCAUCGGCCACGCGAGAAACGACGAGAACUUUAUAUCCGCACCGCCAAAGCCGUUUGGAAUCGGCUCCAUUCUGAACUCAGCGAGACCAACUUUCCUGAAUCUGAACCUGAAUCUCAACUCAUUGACACGUCUUCAACAAUCUACCUCUGCCAAGUCGUCUCCGAACAUGGUCAGUAGCAAACUCGGUCUACGUAUGACCACAUUGCACGAGGAAACGUCAAACGUGGGGAACCAAGCGUGCAGUCCUAUCAAUGACGACGACGAGGAGAAAAGCGACGCCGAUUAUUCCGAAUAUGAGGCAUAUCAGGCUCCGCCGAAACCGGUGAAACCGUUAACUUCUUCACGCACACUGGAUUCGCUGGUCGAGCUGCAAUCGAAGAUCAACACCCCGAGCAUGAGCAGCAGCGGUUACGGUUCCCAAGCCGUUUCCACAACGAAUCUAACGUCGGAGGACUCAAUUUCCAUCAGAUCCAUCAGCGUGGACGAGACUCCGGACUUCGAGUAUCGCAACCUCAUCGACGCCAAGAAAUCGGAAAAAAUGGACAGUUCCCUCGUCGAGGAAACGCCCGAGGAAUACCUGGGCGAGGUGAACUCCGCGUCGGACAAUUUGAACAUCUCGCAGAGCGCAAUAACAGAGGAACACACGAAGAAAGAAUCGAAAGAAAUGGAGACGUACUUGGACGCAGGCAUCGACAGCCCGGGUUCGACGAAAAGCGAGAGCGAGAGCAGUAGCAACGUCGAGACUCAGAGAAAGAGCGCGUGCGAUCAUAUACUUAACGACAGGAAGAAGAGCGAGAUGGAAAUCAGUCAAACGUCCAAUUCGGGAGACGACAGUCCUAUGGAAGGGACCUCGGUCGUGCAUACCAAACUGCCGCCCGGCAAGGUGGUGCGAAGACGAAAAACUACUAGCAGUACAGGCAGGCCUACCAGUUCGCAGCACAGAGCUUCGUUUCCUAUGGUCCGUCCACAACUUUCUGAGAGCAAGGCUGCAGCGCAUUUGGAAGAAACGCUUCAACCUAAUAUGUCAUACGAAAACGGCGACAAUAGUUCUUCGGAGAGAAUUGACGCAGAUGAUAAUAGCGAUAAGAGUUCGGCAUUCGGUUCGAGACACGAUCUAACCAAGAUGGAAGCUUCCCUGCCAGACUGGGUCGUUGUUGGUGAAUCGGUUUUGGUUCGUCCUUACAGUUAUUCGGGAGUUAUAGCGUACGUUGGCCCCACGGAAUUCGCCUCCGGGGCUUGGAUAGGAGUGGAACUUGACGCUCCAACUGGCAAGAACGACGGUGCUGUUAACGGUCACAGAUAUUUCACGUGUCGACCGAAAUGCGGUAUAUUCGUUAAAGUUGACAAGCUGAUCCAAGACAGACGAGGAAGAGCGCUAAGAAGUUACACCAAACAAGAAACCGCACCAAUAUCAUCCGCGUCAAUGCGCAGGAGCGUUAGUAAAGGCGAAGGGUUACAUUCCUUGCACCGAAGUCGCAGCCGAGGGGAAGGCCUCUCUGCAACAGGUACACGUUCUUUUCCACGCGGCAAGUAAAACCGGAUCAUACACACAUACACACACACAACACACACACACACCUGCUUCACCAUUACUUCGUGUUAAUAGGAAGUCACUAACAUAAAUAAUCCUAAUUGCUACAUGCCUAUGAUAUGUGUAGCAGGCAAUGUUUCAGUCCUUUAGACGUUUAGGGGCAGCUAUUAAUUAUUAUAAUUAAUACUAAAAAAAAAAAGUAAUACUUGAAAAAAAAAAUAUAUAUAUAUAUUAUUAGGCCACAUUAAACGUGUAACCGACACACACACACACACACACGAAGCAUGGAAAUGAAUUUUCGGAUUCGGACGACCGCUGUUCGAGCGACGUGCGCUCUUACUUAUAUAUUUCGCUAUAUAUUUCGAUGAUAGAACGACGCAUUUAAUUGUGCGUCACACCGCGUAUUGUCGAAAGUCAGUUUUGCGUUUUACACUUUUUAUUACGAGCAUUCCACAGUUUUACUUUCUAUAACGACUGUCUAAUAAUUUAUUUUACGCGAGACGCGAACGAAGACGAAAUUAUUUCCCUCGUGACUUCUCAGUCGAGUGCGAGUUUUUUUAGAGCGAUCGUAAAACAAACAAACAAACAAAAAUAAAUAAAAACGUUAGCACACUUUUCUUCUUUCGUCAUUGGUAUAUUGAAAUAUGACUGCUAUUAAUUUUGAAUGUACAUAUUCCAAACUGUAACACAGUGCAUUUACGAAGACAGUCCUGCGUUUAAUAGAAUUGCGAUGCUGAGACGAUUAUAUUGGCAUUUUUGCGAAUCAUCGGACGAGAUACACUUUCCAAGAUUACCACCCGGUAAUUUGCAUCAAUCGGAAAAGUGCCCGAUGGGAGGACAACAAAUAAUGCCAAACGUUUUUACACACAACACACCACGCAUACAAAUAUAUAUAUAUAUAUAUAUAAUAUAUAUAUAUUUUACCACGCGUUUUCUGUAGAUUAUUUAAAGAAUUUUAUAUGUGUAUACAAUUGUUUCAUAUAUAUAUAUAUAUAUAUUGUAUUUUUUUAGUGCAAUCUUGUUAAGUUCCUUCUUUUAUUGUAACAUACAUCUCUUUUGUCCAACGUUUAUUUACAUGACACGUAUUAAUUUAUAUAUUCGCAUCUAAUCGCAUAUUAUGGUGCGUUCUUGGAAGUUGCAAACUGUUCCUUAACCAUUUAACUGCGGACGUCGUCGCACAUGUAUGUACGUGGUGGCAAUCUUUUUUUUUUCCUUUGUAAAAUUCGCGUAGAUUUUUUUUUUUUUUUUUUACACGUCCCGUGGUAUCGCGUAUGCGGAUCUUAUUGCGAACUUAUGCGUUGUCGAUUUUACAAGACGAGUCUCUCCCGCGAAAUUUAUUUCCGAAAGAAAAGAAUUUGAUAACAGAUACCCCCAAGUGCAAGUUGAAACGAACGCCGCAGUCGAAGGGUUAAAAAAAUAUCAGUCGAUUGAUUUUUGAGAUACAAGUUGCAAGUCCAAAAGUACAAUGUCUAAAAUAGAGUCGCAAUAUUAGGUUUGUUAGGUCUGUUAGAUGUUUAGAACCGAGAGAUGGUGUAAGAUGUAAGGCUUGCUUGUAAUAUCAAUUGCGUAGCUAAUUAUUCACUCACAAUUUUUCGAGAUAAACGUUUUUAGGUUGUCGUCGAUGUUAUCUCUCGUGUUACAAUCGCACGUUGGGGAUGCGCGAUUAGAUAUCAUUUGUCAAAUAAUUUACGUACAAUUCUAUACGUGCACUUAUUCAAAUGCACUUCGUUCGUAAAUCAAAUAUAACAGUUCUUUCCGCUUCGUGAAUGAAAUUUAUCUUCACUCGAAGAAUUUAUUAUAUAUACUAUAUAUAUCUCACACCCACACACACACACACACGUACACCACAUGCGCGCGAAAAAUCAAAGAACGAUAUAAAAACGUUACUAUAUUUUUCUCCUGAUUCACCGAGAACGUACACGGAUUGUGCCGGUGAAGUAAUAUGCAAAACAAAACAAAACAAAAAAAAAAAAAAAGACAAAGAGAGGUAAGCAAUUAAAGACUAAGGUUACUGAUAAAAAAAAAAAUUUGCCCAAAUUGUGAAAACAACUCCUGUCCAAUUAGAACAAUACUUAUAUUAUCAAUAAUGAUUAUAUUAUUGUAUGUAAUAUUUAUUGACUAUAAUAAUAAUCGCGCCGCGGUGUGCACACGGCGUUUCCCGCUCGCGGCGGAUGAGAUAUAUCUCUUUUUCUCAAAAGUUUUUCUGUACCUUAUAAAAAAAAGUUUGAAUUUCUAUAUCUCCGCGAACGGGAAAUCCCUGUUGACCGGCGGCAUCUGUCCAUUUUUUGGUAAACUGAUACCGUUUGAGAAAGAGGAAAACCACGCAAAUUUAAGAGAUUUCACCGAGUGAUGAUGCUACAUGCCUGCCCGGCGUUAGACACGUUUUUGCGAAUAAAAUUUUCUUUACUUCGAUCAUCACACACGCAUUUUUUGUUUUUUUGUUUUUUUUUUUUCGGUUCUCGAUUCGAAUUGCAAAUCGCAUUCCUUUCGACGCAAUUGGAAUUCGUAUAUCGCGAAAAUAUAUGAAAAACAAAAAAAUUUAUAUAUACAUGUCUGUUCGCGCUCUUUCUAUUUUUUGUGGAAACGCGUGUGGACGCACACAAAGAAAGUAAUUUCAAUUCAAACAAUUCCGUGACACAAGUCAUAUACGAUUUCCACUGUGCGUACAUUUUACGAAUAUCUUGCGAAACGAUUGUACGUAUUGUAUGUAAUUUUAAAAUUUUCAAUUGCGUUCGUUUUAUACAACCCUUUAUAAGAUAUAAAUUACACGUGCCGAGAGAUUGAUGCUGUUUUGUGUGCUUCGCAACGAAGCACGUUGAUGGAAGAAAAUACAUGAAAAAAUAUAAUAUUAAAUAAAAAAAAAAAACAGCACCGAAGAUAAUCAUAAUUUUAUCGCAGUUAUACUCUCACGGUCUUAUAAGGGGUUGAGAAAGUAUGUUAAUUCGUUAAUUUUGUCGGGGAAAGAACAAAACAAGAGCACAAAUGUUCGAAAAGCUGCAGCGGUGCAUUUAGCAUUAACAGAGCUUACACAGCCUAUUCCAUCCCGCAAUAAGACAAUGUCCAUUUUUACCAGUUACAACUGUCUAAAGAUACGAGAGAUCGUUCAAAACACUAUACUUUGUACCCUAAAAAAAAAAAAUGAUUCUAGAAUAAUAAUAUUUUCGACCAAAUCGGUUUUAAAACAAAAAAAAAAAAAAAAAACACGAAUGUCUCUAGAAGACUUCCGAGUUUGACAUUAUAAAUCUGUGAUCGCUGCGAAUGGUGUGCAAAAAAAACGGUCUAAAGUUCCCGCGGGAUGAUGAAAAUCGCACAGAGUAAUAAUAUCCGCAAUUGAUGAAUUCCUAUAAACCAUGGCUGUGAAAAAAAACAAAACAAAACAAACAAAAAUGACGCUUCGUCGUUCGCACGCUGUUUGUUUUUUUCCUCCUCGUUUUCGUAUCCGCCCGCGCGCAUAUUUCAAAUCGCGUACACGCUCGUGCUUCUCCCUGCGCGAUUUCGUUCAAAUACACAUUACGAGAAAAUCGCGAAAAACAAAACAAAACUACAACGGCUAAUUGACUAAUUGCGUAAAAACCGUUCGUUGACAAUCACCGAAUGCAAAUUUUUUUAAAGCCAGCUCGCGAGCUCUCCUCAUCAUAUUCCAAAGUAAAAAAAAGAAAUUUCAAACAAAACCUUGCAUCGAUAAGACGACCGAGAGAAUAAAUUGUUCGCGCAUUAAUAAAUCGUUGAUGUGCGCAAUUCGAAGAAUUUGAUUGAAGCGUCGAAAAAACUUGCCUCUGAAAUUUUCUGUGUGACGACAAUGUCUCACUUACGUGCAAAAUAUUUUUCAGUACACACACACACACGCGCACACCAGACGACAAUUUAUAUUUUGUCUACGAAUACCCUUUGUAUUCCUCGAAACGUCUUAUCGAUCGCAUUUGUCAGCGACCGCAGCUUAAAUAUCGUCAAUUAAGCAAACGCAGUGCGAGAGAGAAAGAGACAGAGAGAAAAAGAGAGAAGCGUAAUAUUGAAUUCGGAACUCUUCUAAACCCAUUUCGCAGUGAGAGAGACUGUUCGAAUGAUCACGCUAAUGUGAAAAAAAAAAAACCUUAUAUACACAUGUAUAUGUAUACAACACGUAAGUCUCGAGAUUGGUGUUAUAUAUUUUAAUGUAAAUGUAUAAGAAAAAAAAAAACAAAAGAAACUACCAGAGAGAGACGAGACAGAGUAUGUGUGCGAGGAAACAAAAAAAAAAAAAAAACAAAGUGAGACAAUUCCCCAAUUCGUGCACGAUUUAUCGACACAGUAAUAUGUAAGACAAAAUUUUAGCAAACAUGUAAUAUGCACGUACAUACACACACACACACACACACUUGCUUUGUGUCUCCUUCUCAUUUAUAUUACAUAUAAAACCACGUUUAAAACUUGGACGUUUAUCAAUGACUGUGCGCAACACGUUUAGGCUCACACGACACAACAUUCGCGCGUGUCAAACUUGGACAUUUGUCACACAGUGACGCUGUACCUACCUACUACUAAUACUAACUAGAGUUUAGGCUCUCACACGAUGAUACGUAUUCGCGCGCGUUUUUUUGACAACUUGAGUGUGUAAUUAAAAAACUAUGUGUAAACAGCGCUGUCGAAUCGUCGAUUGACACAUUUACGUCACGCACUGUUCUUCGCCGCGCGCGUUCUUCAAAACUCUUUUACUACAGGACUUCACUCGCUAGAAAAAAAAAAAAAAAAAAAAAACCCACGCCACGUUCGUGCCGAAAUCCGCUUGGUCCACGCUAACUUUACUCACUAAAUUACGCUCUAUAUAUACAUNAUAUAUAUAUAUAUAUACAUACUAUACAUAGACGAAGUCAUUUUUUCUCGAGAAGGAAAAUCUAUGUAAGUAAAAAAUCACCUACGCGACGUAGAUAUCCUCCGCGCACCCAAAGUAGACAGAGAGAGAGAGAGAGAGAGAGAGAGAAGUUCACUUCGAGAGUCGUCAAAGUGCAUCCAGAAAUAGAUAGCAAUAUCUCAGAGAGAAUUUGACGUUAAACGCAAUAUAUGUAGUUUUUUCUGAUCGAAGCGAGAGAGAGAGCGGAUUAAAGCUUGUGUACGCGUGGAUCAAAUGGACACACCUAGCUUAGAAAAUCUCGAGAAUCGCCGAAUCGUCGCUGUUUCCACGAUCGCGAGGUAAUCUCGUCGCGCGACGAGAUUUUGAGAGAGUGAGAACAAAAUCGUAAGAAAAAAAGAAAUCAAAUAAAAUACGCGGAUUGGACUUCGAGUCGAUCGGCGAUUCUCCGCUAGUAAGUGUAGAGCUUCUUGCUGGAAAAAAAACCAAAACAAAAAAAAACAAAAAACUUUAACGAAUGAUACAGUUGAUAUUUAGAUAAUAAGGAUUUCAGGAAUUCUUUGUAGGUCGAUAGGAUGCUGUGUCGUUUGAUCUGGUUGUAGAUAAACCGGAAAUAGGAAAGCCUAUUUUUGCAUUGUGUGAUUAUAAAGACAAACGAAAAAAAAAAAAAAAACUAAGUAUCUAGCCCGUACUCAUGACCGAGUGUUGCGUUACUUUGUACGGACGGGGAUGCCGUGUGCGAGAGAAGGCGUCCGGAGUAUACAAAUCAAUCUUGUAGGAGAUGUUGACUUUCGAUGUCGUAAUAAUGAGUCGUGUAAUAUUUACAGUCAGUGUGCUCUCGUGAGAAUUACAACGUGCUUGUUUUCUUUUUUUUUUCAAUCGGUUUUUCUCUCGCAGAUUUCCGCGGGAUGAAUAUUCUCUUUCGGAGAGAACCGGAACGCCGAUGAUAUCUUGACGUCGAAGAUGACGAAAAGGUCACGAACAAUAUCAAAAAAAAAAAAAAAAAAAAGUAAAUACGUGUUUUUGUGUAGAAUUUUCCGCGAGGUUUGCGCGUCAUCUCUCAGCGCUGAACGUCGUUUUGUGUCUCUAACCGAUUAAUAUAAAAAUAAUGACCGACUCUACUAGCUCGUAGCUUUUUAGACGUGAGGUUUUAAAUCAAAAACCUCCCCAAAAAAAAAAAAAAAAAAACUCUAGGUCACGUCACUUAGGUACGACCUUAAGUAACGUCAAGUUCAUCAGCGCGCGCGGAGUCGCCGAAAAUGUGAAUAUUCAUCAGAAUGAGUCCCGCACAAUUUUUACGCGCGCAAAUCGUUUGACACAAUGAACAUUUAAAGAGAUUCUAAAAAAUGAUUUCAUUACUCGGUUUUUACACACGAGAUAUAUCGAUUAUUGGCAUUGCCGUCACACAUAUACACACAUUACACUCGAUUAUAUAUUACCGCACACGCCCUAUCAAAAACUGAUUACAUUGUACGCGUGUACGUUUGUAGAGUCGCGCGCACGUUGGUGAUCACAAACGCGACGUUUAAAUUUCAAUACUUUAGGAAGGGUAGUUAGCGAGUAAAGCUAAAUUAGAAUUAGACUACUUUAGUGCCGGUGUGUAUUCUAGCACGACGCUUCGCGUUUAGUUGUUUUUUUUUUUUUUUUUUUUUGUUUCGGAACGUUUGCGCGUACGUUUGUGGAGAUUGUUCUAAUCGCGCGAGAUCCAUCUGAUGGACGACGUCAUUGUGAAAGGACGAUACAUUCCGAAAGUGUAAUUGUUUUUCCAGCGAACUUUGCGAUUCGCGUGUGUGUUAUAAAUUAAAACCAACCGAGUAAAAAAACCCUCGCGUGUCUUGCGCGACAAAAGAGCGUUGACAGAGAAAACAUUUCGCCGCAAGAUGGAUCCCGUAGAGAGUUUUUUUUUUUUGCCGCACAUCUUCUUUGCCCCUUUUCACGCUUGUAGAUCGAAGAGCUUAAGUAAGUUAGUGACGUUUUUCUCGAUUACGUUUCAUAUCUUAUCAUCAAUUAACAGUUAGAGAGAUAUUCGCGAGAUUUCUUUUUGCGGUUUAAAGUAGGAAACGCGCGUAUCAAGGCAGCGUCAAGUGUGUGCGUCACUCGCGUAAUUUUCACGUGUCUCAUACACAUACAUACACACACACACACAUAUACGUACAUAUAUUGCACAAUCCUCAGUCAGUCACACUCGCGUACACACUUAGUGGCAUGCGUGCACACGUACUUUUUUAGUGCCCCACGCGAGGAAAAUUAAAAAGCAAAAAACCAAAAAAAGACAAAAAAAAAAAAAAAA